CGGACGGUGCCGGUGACGGAGCAGCAGGAGGUGACGCCGCGGCGCGAGGCCGCGGUGCCGUGUCCCAGUUUGUACCAGUACAGCCUGGCCGGGUGGCGGCUGGACCGGGACCGCACGCGCCGGGAGCGCGGGAAUUCCCCCGGGGACACCGGCACCGACCCCGCCCUCUGCUACGUCUACCGCCCCCCGGAGAUGCAGCCGGUGGUCCGGAACCGCACGGAGCGUGGCUGCUGUCCCGGCUGGAGCGGCGCCCGCUGCACCGAGG
This is a messenger RNA of Pyrgilauda ruficollis (rufous-necked snowfinch), 265 nucleotides long. RefSeq names its product SCO-spondin-like. The annotation marks the transcript as partial. The record is from RefSeq and is a predicted model, not a curated record. NCBI's taxonomy places the organism in Eukaryota, Metazoa, Chordata, Aves, Passeriformes, Passeridae. The transcript has 2 exons.